ACCACUUCCACCAUCUCAGGCAUCCCAGCGACAAAUGUCUCUUUCCAAUGUUGAAUCCCAAGCCUUAGAAGAUAUCGAAAGACAACGAACACGAGCAGACCGACUUCGAUGGAUCGCCAAGCACUUUCGUGUCCUCAUCAUUGGCCGCGCCAACGCGGGGAAGACAACCAUCCUCCAGCGAGUUUGCAAUACAACGGAACAGCCGAAAAUUUUCAAUCAGAAUGGUCAUGAGAUUGACUUGUCGGAGCUCAAUCCAACUGCACAGAGAGGGGAGCAUGAUAUUGAGAAUGAAAUGAUAUUUGAGAGCAAUACAGCAUUUGUCUUUCAUGACUCACGUGGCUUCAAAGCAGGCAGAACAUCUGAGCUCGAUAAAGUCAAGGACUUUGUGCGAAAAUGUUCAACCAACAAAGAGCUCAAGGAUCAUCUGCAUGUGAUUUGGUACUGCAUCCCAAUUAAUGAUGAAGCCAGACCAUUUACAAGAGCAGAGUUAAAUUUCUUCGAUGAGUGUGGGACUGGUAGAGUUCCUGUUAUUGUCCUGUUUACAAAAGCAGAUAUGCUUGAUGCCCAAACCAUCAACUGGCUGGUUGAUACUGGAAUGGAUGCUGAAGAUGCUGCAAAUAAAGCUCCAGAAGAGUCACUUGCCAGGUUUGAAGAGAAGUUUGGUCAGCAACUCUACAAGAAAAAGUAUCCUCCCAAGGAUCAUGUGUAUUUUCGAGACAUGCAAAAUCCUACAAGUGACUGCAGUGAACUGCUGAGGAAGACAGCAGCCACCUUUUUGUAA
Molecule: messenger RNA, 781 nt
Organism: Laccaria bicolor S238N-H82
Lineage: Eukaryota; Fungi; Basidiomycota; Agaricomycetes; Agaricales; Hydnangiaceae
Product: small GTP-binding protein domain
Exons: 6
Coding region: 35-781 (248 amino acids)
Source: RefSeq, a predicted model, not a curated record